Budorcas taxicolor (takin) is the source of this 3532-nucleotide messenger RNA. RefSeq names its product DEAD/H-box helicase 11 (gene DDX11). Gene Ontology annotation, biological process: nucleobase-containing compound metabolic process; establishment of sister chromatid cohesion. The transcript has 27 exons. Gene Ontology annotation, cellular component: nucleus. Gene Ontology annotation, molecular function: hydrolase activity, acting on acid anhydrides, in phosphorus-containing anhydrides; DNA helicase activity; ATP binding. The record is from RefSeq and is a predicted model, not a curated record. Bases 87 to 2807 code for a protein of 906 amino acids. NCBI's taxonomy places the organism in Eukaryota, Metazoa, Chordata, Mammalia, Artiodactyla, Bovidae.
AGCCGGAGUUUCAGGUUCAGCGGCGUCUGCCUGGACUGCUCUCCGGUCUGGCCUCGGCGGAACAGCCCUGCCGCCGAGGAAGGAUUAUGGCCGAUGAGACCCAGGAGGCUGGUGGCGUCCACUUCCCGUUUCCCUUCUCACCAUAUGCCAUCCAGAAAGACUUCAUGGCAGCGCUGUACCAGGUGCUGGAGGCUGGCAAGAUUGGGAUAUUUGAGAGUCCAACGGGCACUGGAAAAUCCCUAAGUCUCAUCUGCGGGGCCCUCUCCUGGCUCCGCGACUUUGAACAGAAGAAACGCCAAGAGGAGGAGCGUCUGCUGGAGGCUGGAGCCCCCAGCUCGAGCGAUGGGGUGGCCCCAGCCCUGGGUCCCCCAUCCUCCUGCCGGGGGAGCCCAGGCACCCCAGAGGCCACCGGAGAGCCCGACUGGAUCACUCAGUUUGUGCAGAAAAAGGAAGAAAGGGACUUGGUGGACCGACUGAAGGAGGAGCAGGUCCGGAGGAAGAAGCGAGAAGAGCGUCUGCAGCAGAUCCGUCACAACGCGAAGCUCCGGUUCGCGGCCAAGCGCAUGAGACAGGAAGAUGAGGAAACAGAGCGUCUGCUCCGGCUCAGCAGUGAGAUGCUGGCCGCAGGCACAGAGCCUGAGCAGGCGGCCUCUGGGGAGGAAGAGCUGGUCCUCGCAGAGUAUGAGAGCGACGAGGAGAAAGGAGUGCCCAGUGGAGUGGACAUGGAUGAAGAUGACCUGGACGAAGAACACGUAACGAAGAUUUACUACUGCAGCCGGACGCACUCCCAGCUGGCCCAGUUCGUGCAUGAGGUACAGAAGAGCCCCUUUGGCCAGGACACCCGGCUGGUCUCCCUGGGCUCUCGGCAGAACCUGUGUGUCAAUGGGGACGUGCGGAAGCUGGGUUCGGUGCAGCUGAUCAAUGACCGCUGUGUGGAGAUGCAGAGAAGCAAGCAUGAGAGGAAGAGCAUCACUGAGGAAGAGGAGCCCACGAGGAGGAGGCGGAGGCAGGAGCCAAGGGCUACCUGCCCCUUCUAUAGCCACGAGCGGCUGCAGCUCCUCCGGGACGAGGUCCUGGCAGGGGUGAAGGAUGUCGAGCAGUUGGUGGCCCUGGGCAAGGAAGCUCGGGCCUGUCCCUACUACGGGGGCCGGUUCGCCAUUCCUGCAGCCCAGCUGGUGGUGCUCCCCUAUCAGAUGCUGCUGCACGCACCCACUCGCCAGGCAGCGGGGAUACGGCUGCAGGGCCAGGUGGUGGUCAUCGACGAGGCCCACAACCUCAUUGAUACCAUCACCAACAUCCACAGCAUGGAGGUCAGAGGUUCCCAGCUCUGCCAGGCCCACAGCCAGCUGCUCCAGUACACAGAACGAUACAGGAAGCGCUUGAAGGCCAAGAACCUGAUGUACAUCAAGCAGCUCCUGUAUCUGCUGGAAAAGUUCGUGGCUGUGCUGGGCGGGAACAUUAAGCAAAAUCCCAACACACAGAACCUCUCGCAGGCAGGGACAGAGCUGAAGACCAUCAACGACUUCCUCUUCCAGAGCGAGAUCGAUAACAUCAACCUGUUCAAGGUGCGGCGUUACUGUGAGAAGAGCAAGAUCAGCAGAAAGCUCCUUGGCUUCACAGAGAGGUACGGGGCAGUCCUGGUGCCCUCCAUGGAGCAGCCCAAACUGUCCGGCUUCCAGGACUUCCUGCAGAGCCUGCAGCCUGGGGCGACGGCGGCCCCUGCCACCCCCGCAGAGGCGGGAGAGGACCUGUCUCCGCGGCCUGCUUCCCCGCUGAUGCGCGUUGAAGGCUUCCUCGAGGCUCUCACCACUGCCAACCAGGAUGGCCGGGUCAUCCUGAGCCGCCAAGGCAGCCUCAGCCAGAGCAGCCUCAAGUUCCUGCUCCUGAACCCAGCCGUGCACUUCGCCCAGGUGGUGAAGGAAUGCCGGGCGGUGAUCAUUGCGGGCGGCACCAUGCAGCCGGUGUCCGACUUCCGGGAGCAGCUGCUGGCCGGUGCCGGGGUGGAAGCGGACCGCGUGGUGGAGUUCUCCUGUGGUCACGUGAUCCCUCCAGAUCACAUCCUGCCCCUCAUCAUCUGCAGUGGGCCCUCCAACCAGAUGCUGGACUUCACAUAUCAGAAGAGGGGGCUGCCUCAGAUGAUGGACGAGACGGGCCGCAUCCUCUGUAACCUGUGCAACGUGGUGCCGGGAGGGGUGGUCUGCUUCUUCCCCUCCUACGAGUACCAACACCAGGUCUGCGCCCACUGGGAGAAGAGUGGCCUGCUGGCCCGCCUGACCAUCAGGAAAAGGAUAUUUCAGGAGCCCAAGAAAGCAAACAGGGUGGAGCAGGUGUUGCUGGAAUAUUCCAGGUGCAUUAAGCACUGUGGCCAGGCCCGGGGCACGGAGACGGGUGCCCUGCUGCUCUCCGUGGUUGGGGGGAAGAUGAGCGAAGGCAUCAACUUCUCUGACGACCUUGGGCGGUGUGUGGUCAUGGUGGGCAUGCCCUAUCCCAACAUCAUGUCUCCAGAGCUGCAGGAGAAGAUGGCUUACCUGGACCAGACGCUUCCCAGAGCCCCAGGCCAGGCCCGCCCCGGGAAGGCACUGGUGGAGAACCUUUGCAUGAAGGCUGUCAACCAGUCCAUAGGCAGGGCCAUCAGGCACCAGAAGGACUUUGCCAGCAUAGUGCUCCUGGACCAACGGUACGCAUCCCCGGCCAUCCAGGCCAAGCUGCCAGCCUGGAUCCGGGACCGUGUGGAGGUCAAAGCUACCUUUGGCCCUGCCUUUGCUGCUCUGCGGAAGUUCCAUCGAGAGAAAGCUGGCCUUUCCUGACUGGUGGCUGCACCGCUGCCUGGUUGCCAGGCCCUCCCUUCACCUGCCCAUGGGCAACAUCAUCAUGAGCUUGGUCUGCAGGGAUCCUGCCUGAGAAGGGGGUGCCGUGGGAGCCCCUUUGGGACUCACUGGGCUGCCAGGAUGCAGGAAUAGGUGGACCAGCCAGCAGGAGACAAUGAGGCUGACCCCAAAGAAACAGUGACCCCACCAUUCCUGGGCCCACCCCCAGCAACUGCCCUGCCUGGAACGGAGUCUGCCUUUUGCUCGGCCCAGCCCUGUGGGCCGCUGAUUUCCUGGCCAAUCUGUGAGCGGCUGUGGAGGCUGCAGCCACCCUGCCCUGGCUAGUUUCUCAGGAUCCACAUUCUCAGAGGUGAGAUGGAGCAGGCUCUUCCAGCCUCUCCCUUUUGCCCUCGGAAACCCAGAAUGUCAUCCAUCCCUACCUCCUGCUGUCCGCAGGGCCAUUCUGCCCCAGCUUCUGGUCCCCUCAGCCACCUUUUCUCUAAGUCCUUAAGAACUGCUCCCCAACCUCCCGGCCUCACUUCCUCCCACACUGCUGGCCCUCACCUGCCCCUGGCCCUGCCAGCAAGAUCAUCCUCCUGGCCUGGCUCCAGGGCCUCCCACUCAGCCACAGAGCAGAUGCCAAGACACCGCCUCCCCUGACAUCAGCGAUUAUGCCGAGGGCCAUUAGGCUCUCAGCAUGGCUAUUUUUAGAGACCCCAUGUCCA